AUGCUUGCACGUGCAUACUCUCACUACAGUGCUGACAUCCUCACAGACGAGUUCCCUUACCAACCCGAGAACCUCCCUUCAGGCCCGCCGCUGCUCGAUCAAGACGAGUCCAACACCCUCCAAAACUUCUUCAGCGAUCCAGAUCACUAUGGAGGGCCAGACAACCUCUCCGACGCCUUCCUGGCCAACAUGAACACACUACCAGAAACAAGGCUUCACCAGUACGACCAGCUCAACGACUCUCAAUGGAUGUACCCUCUGGACAACCAGUCAUUACCCAUGUCAUAUCCUUCUCAAGAGCAGAGUCUUCAGUUCCAGAACGGAAACUACAAUCAGCGGAUCUUCCAUACACCCAAAGACCCCAAGGACUUGCUUGCUCUUGUGGGCAUUCCAGAAGCAAAUGCAUCUGCAGAUGUACUGCAUGCUGCGUCGACCUUGUUCUCAUACCGCGCAAAUCCCCACCAAAGCCUUGCUUCCGGAAACUUCUCUCAGCCUGUUGCUCAACAGCAGCCUGUUGUGCAAAGCACAAGCCGCCAUGCCUCGUUUCCCUUUUCGGUUCCUACGGCGACUACCUCCUCAGCGCCGCAGUACCCUUCGGCCAACGGUCACUUUCGUGCGUCGUUUGACAAUUCGGCAACGACUUCUCACUCCCAUCCACACUCACACUCCUCCUCAUCUCAUCAAUCCAGCACUCCUAUGUUCCAUUUCGGUACGGACAACAAUUUCCGCCAAACCGGUUACGCCGCUCCCUAUCAAGAUCUUGAAGCAAGCACCAUUCAGCACGUCGAGUUCGCGCGCAACAUGGUCCACUCUUCCAAUGACGCUUUGUCUUCUGUCGAGAAUUCUGUUCCUCACACCCCUGAUUUGAGCAAAGCCGUCCACAAUUACUACCCUGGUAGUAUGCAGGCUCUUACAAGUCUCGCUGAUCAGACUUCUACUGGAGAGUCGGAUCAACCAAAGAACAAGAAGCGUCGCAAGUCCAAGCGUGCAGAUGAACAUGACUUCAACACAACCAGCACUUCUCCUGCUUUCCGUGUCAACAAUUCCAGCCCUGAUGGCGAAAAUACCAUUGCUGACUCUGACGACAACGACCGUGAUGACAGCAUGCCCAAGCCUUCCAACAAGCGUCGCAGAGCUUCCUCUGGUGCAAACAGCAAGCUCGGUAGCAUCGCUCGCAAGAAUCUCACAGAGGAUCAGAAGCGUAGCAAUCACAUUCGCUCUGAGCAGAAACGCCGCAACAUCAUCAAGCAAGGCUAUGAAGAUCUUAACGAACUCGUCCCCAAUCUCAAGACUGGCGGUUUCAGCAAGAGUGCCGUCCUCACCGAGACUACUCGCUUCCUCGAGGAGAUCCACACUGGCAACAACAGCAUGGAGAAUUACUUGCGCAACCUAGCUGCUGAGAAGGGCAUUGCCUUUGACCUAUAA
Messenger RNA from Aureobasidium musti, 1425 nucleotides. NCBI's taxonomy places the organism in Eukaryota, Fungi, Ascomycota, Dothideomycetes, Dothideales, Saccotheciaceae. The record is from the annotation of a GenBank genome assembly.